Messenger RNA from Lotus japonicus, 2669 nucleotides. Its product is annotated as BTB/POZ domain-containing protein At3g50780-like. The transcript has 3 exons. NCBI's taxonomy places the organism in Eukaryota, Viridiplantae, Streptophyta, Magnoliopsida, Fabales, Fabaceae. Bases 656 to 2266 code for a protein of 536 amino acids. The record is from RefSeq and is a predicted model, not a curated record.
UUUCUUCCCAAAACAAUCACUUUUCUUUUUUUGGGUAAACAAACACAAAUACAGAUGGUGUAGUUGUUGUUCUUGUGGCCAAGUCAUGCAAAUUCUUCAGUGACCCACAAAGGUACAAAAACAAUCAUCAAAAGCAUGGAAACACAGCCCAUGAACCAUCAUCAUCCUUUCCACUUUUGCUUUCUUGGGUCCUGUGCUGUUUUCACUCUACUUUACAAAUUAAACAAGGAACUGCUAUAACUACAGUAAGCUCCACUACACUCAUUUCUUCCUCCCUCUUCUGCUCACUGGUUCCCUUCAUGCUCUACACUGCUCCUCAUGCUCAAUCAUUUUUGUGGGUUCAGUAGUGCUAGAUAAUAAGACAUGGGUAUUCACUGGUUUCUCAUAGGCCACAAUCUCCUGUGACUUGUUUUUUUGGGGAAAAGAAGAUCAACUACAAUGGUUCCAGCUGUUAAUGUUUGUUUGUUUGUGUGGUUGUGAAGCAAAAGCACUUCAUUCAAGGGAAGAAGAACUAACUUCCUGAAAGAGUGGCACAAAACUUGCCGGGUUAUUCUCUUCUCCUUGACUUGACUCAAACAAAGGCUUGUUCCAUAUCUGCACUCUCUGUGUUUGUGUUUAUGUCUGUGUGAAUCCUUUUCAUCAUCAUUUGCUAAACAUGGCGGAAAUUAGGCUUCCCAGGGUUGAGAAAGGCCAAAAUAAGAUUAGAAAUGUUCCUAUAGCUGUCACCCCAGAAGGGUUUUGGUGUUGCCCUUCUCCUGUUGUGUUUCAGAAGAGCCUUAAUAAGGCUCAAAAUCAUCCUCUGAAUAAAUCUAAACCCUCUUCGCCGCCGCAGAAAACUAGUGUUCCGAAAAGGCCAGUGCAAGUGAGUGAGAGAAGAGCUUCUGCACCUUCCCCAUCAAGAUUACUGCUUUCUGAUGAUCAUGCUGUUUCAGAAAGGCCUCCUCCAGCUAGCACAUCUGAAUCUGUAGAGAGACCUUCGAGGCCGAAAGUUGAAUCUAUGCCGAGGAAGGUGGCUAUUGAGUUUGGUGAGCCUGGAACUUGUGAUUUGAAGGUGGUUUUGUUAGGCAAGCAGGGGUUUUGUGUCAAGUUAAGUGUCCACAAGGAUGUGCUCAAAGAGAAGAGUAGUUUCUUUUCUGAUAAGCUUUCGGAACAGUCGGAGUUGGAGUUGUCGUGUCUCCAAAUUGGUGAUUGUGAGGAUGUGGAGAUAUAUGUUGAAGCUGUUGGUCUGAUGUACUGCAAGGAAAUGAAGCAGCGGCUUAUGAAGCAAAAUGUUUCUCGCAUUCUUCGGAUACUCAAGGUUGCAGAAUUCCUUGGCUUCAGCUCAUGCAUCCAAUCAUGUUUGGAGUACUUGGAGGCAGUUCCUUGGGUUGGAGAAGAAGAAGAAGAAAAGGUGGUCUCAACUGUACUCCAACUUCAAGGGGAAGGAAUCGGGGUCAACCCUGUGCUGAAACGAGUUUCUUCUGAUAUUUCCAAUGUCCAAAAAGACACUCUUUCCCACAUUAUUGAACUUGUUCUUAAAAGCAACGAUGAAAGAGGUCGCCGAGAGAUGAAAUCCAUAGUUCUAAAGCUCCUUAAGGAGAACAACAGUCUUCCAAGUUACACGCGUUCAGCGGACACCUGCAAUGACAUGAUUUAUACAUCAUGCAGAAGCUGCUUGGAUUCAUUAUUGUCUUUGUUCAAGCAGGCUACAGAACCGCCCUCCCCUGACAAACCAAGUGCUGAAAAAGAUGCCCUGGUAAAGCACAUAACUCUUCAAGCUGACAACCUGUCAUGGUUGCUUGAGAUUUUACUUGACAUGCGAGCAGCCGACGAGUUUGCACUGAUGUGGGCAAACCAGCAGGAAUUGGCCGCCCUACAUGCAAAACUGCCCAUCGUAUCGCGCUAUCACGUGAGCUGCAUUUCUGGAAGACUAUAUGUCGGCAUUGGAAAAGGUGAGUUGUUGCCGUCAAAGGACACACGGCAAUUGUUGUUACAGACAUGGCUGCAGCCUCUGAUGAAUGACUACAACUGGUUGCAGCAUGGAUGCAGGUCAUUUGAUAGGAAACUUGUGGAGGAAGGAAUUGGGAGGACAAUUCUCACCUUGCCUUUGGAGGAUCAGCAAAGCAUCUUGCUUUCAUGGAUGGGGAGUUUCUUGAAAACUGGUGAUAGCUGUCCCAAUCUCAAGAGAGCUUUUGAGGUGUGGUGGCGGAGAACUUUCAUUAGACCAUAUGUGGAAAAUCAAGGGAAUGCCAUGCCAGAAAUGUUGCUGUCAAAGGAGCAUGAAUAAAAAAGUAUCAAGUGAGAUUCUAAAGUUUCAUUCAGUGGUAGUGGAGUUUCACUUUAUAUUAACGAGUUUAAGGAGUUGUAGUGGUAGUGCGUGCCUGGAAAGCCUUCUACAAUUGAUUCUAAAGUCAAAAUCAAUUAUGGGGAGAAGUUUCUGUGUGUCAGAAUUGAUUCCGAGGGAAAAAAAACUGAUUCAAACAUGUUAUUAAGUUGACUGAAGAAUGUGGGUUUAACCUCCAGCAGCUGACAAGUUUAUUACUGAAACGUGUUACACCUCAUUGCAUGAGUUGCAAUGAGUUGAGUGUGGUUUCUUUGAGGAAGACCUCACUGGAUUGAUCAAUUUCUGUAAUUGGUUUUUGUAUGAUCUCUUCAAAGGAGUGCAAUGGAAUUUAGUUUUUCUUUCCUAA